CACUUUAAAAAUUGAUCACAUUCAUUCGUCAACCGCAAAAAGAACCAAAUUUCAAUCGAGAACGGCUUUUGUGUAUAUUAUGCCGAUGGUUUCAAAUUGGUCGCGGAUAAUUCCCACUUGAAUGGUGGAUAAUUUCAUGAUCAGACUACUGUGGCAACAUUGGAUUUGGCUUGAGGUUAUUGUAAAAGUCUGAAAAAGCGUUCUAUAAUAGUUAUUCCGUGUAAUACUUUUGAAAUUAAGAAUCGGGUAAGAUAUUCAAGAAGACUACAAACUACAAAAUGGCUCUGAAUCUACAAUACGAAGCUAUAGGAAAAAGUUUCGUACAGCAAUAUUAUGCUUUAUUUGAUGAUCCAACUCAGAGGCCUAAUUUGGUAAACAUGUAUAAUGUCGAACUAUCAUUCAUGACUUUCGAAGGUACGCAGCUACAAGGAUCUGUGAAAAUAAUGGAAAAACUAAAUGCUCUAACUUUCCAAAAAAUCAAUAGGAUAAUAACUGAGAUAGACUCCCAACCAAUGUUUGAUGGUGGGGUGAUAAUUAAUGUAUUAGGAAGAUUACAGACUGAUGAAGAUCUUCCGCAUGCCUACGUGCAAACAUUUGUUUUGAAACCAAUAGAAGGAAGUUUUUUUGUUCAACAUGAUAUCUUCAGGCUUGUUCUCCAUGAUACCAUUUAACCGGGAAUUUGUUGCAGCCGACGACGAUCCUCCACAUGCGUUUUCCCAAAUAUUUGUUUUAAAACCACUAGGAGCCUCAUUUUUUAUUCAGCAUGACAUUUUCAGAUUGGGAAUUCACGAUUCAGCUUGAUUUAUAAUGUAUAAGAACAUUUUUUAUAUUUGUGAAUGCAAAAUUACUUUACAUCUCUUCUCUAAGUUGGUAAUCAUUUAGUGCUUAUAUUCUAUUCAACCCAUUACAAUAAUUAUUAAAACUUAUUUUCCAAA
Messenger RNA from Leptinotarsa decemlineata (Colorado potato beetle), 935 nucleotides. Its product is annotated as nuclear transport factor-2. Lineage: Eukaryota; Metazoa; Arthropoda; Insecta; Coleoptera; Chrysomelidae. The record is from RefSeq and is a predicted model, not a curated record. Gene Ontology annotation, biological process: nucleocytoplasmic transport.